This is a messenger RNA of Fusarium mangiferae, 1065 nucleotides long. RefSeq lists its product as uncharacterized. Gene Ontology annotation, molecular function: zinc ion binding; oxidoreductase activity. The coding region runs from base 1 to 1065 and encodes 354 amino acids. The transcript is spliced from 7 exons. Lineage: Eukaryota; Fungi; Ascomycota; Sordariomycetes; Hypocreales; Nectriaceae. The record is from RefSeq and is a predicted model, not a curated record.
AUGUCUCUGCCAUCAACCAUGAAGGCCGUGGUUUUCGAUGGUCUGUAUAAAAUAUCAGUGCAAGACAGGCCAGUGCCUCAGAUUCGAGAUGAGAGGGAUAUCAUUAUCAAAGUUCAUGCCGCUGGCCUGUGUGGAUCGGAACUUCACAUCUACCGUGGUCAUCAACCUUCAGAUACUGGCUUCAUCAUGGGCCACGAGUUCACCGGAACAGUCGUCCAGAUUGGAUCAGCUGUAAAGACAAUCAACAUCGGUGACAAGGUGGUUGCUCCCUUUACAGCUUCCUGCGGCAACUGUUUCUUCUGCAACAAUGGUUGCUCAGCCCGUUGCGUUGAGAGCCAAUUGUUCGGCUGUGAAACUCUUGACGGAGGACAAGCCGAGUACGUUCGGAUUCCCAUGGCCGAUGGAACUGCCGUCAAAGCCCCCGGGACUAUCUCAGACCAAGCUCUCCUUCUCAUGGCAGACAUCUUUCCCACCGGAUUCUAUGGUGUAAAGAGCGCCGCAGAAUUGAUCCCUUCCCAGAAAAUUCAAGAUGCCACACUAGUCGUCAUAGGUUGUGGCCCGGUUGGGCUUUGUGCUAUCCUAGCAGCCACCCAUUUCAAGCCUCGCCACCUCUUUGCCAUCGAUAGUGUCGACAGUCGCCUGGAGCAAGCUCGAAAACUGGGCGCAGAGCCCCUAAACUUUGAGACAGAUCAAGCAGGGCUGGAAGCUAGAAUAAAGGAGGUGACAGAAGGACGAGGCGCAGAUAUGGUUGUUGAAGUUGUUGGCCAGUCCCCAGCUUUGAGGACUGCAUUUGAUAUCGUGCGACCUUUUGGUGCUAUUAGUAGCAUUGGUGUCCACAACAAGGAGAUUCCGUGGACGGGCGACGAUGCGUAUACAAAGAACAUUCGAGUGCAGAUGGGUCGUUGCCCAGUCCGCAGCGUCUUUGACGAAGCCCUCAAGUUACUGGAGCGGAAGCAAGACCAGAUUGGCUUCCUGUUCGACCACAUCAUGCCGCUUGCACAGGCUCCUGAAGGAUACGCUCUUUUCGAGCAGCGUAAGACGCAGAAAGUAGUAUUCACGUUGUAA